AUGGACCGGAGAGAAAUGAAGAAAGAGGAUGAUAAGAAGGAGAAGACGGGAGAGGAGGUGGUGCAGCUUCGGAGGGAGAUCGGCCUGCUGCCCGCCGUGUGCUUCAUCAUAGGCACAGUGGUGGGCAGUGGCAUCUUCAUCGCACCCAAGGGAGUCCUGGUGAACAGCGGCAGCGUGUGGCUCUCCCUGCUGGUGUGGGCGCUGUGUGGGGUCCUCUCUCUGUUCGGGGCCCUGUGCUAUGCUGAACUGGGCACCACUUUCACAAAAUCAGGGGGCCACUACACGUAUCUACUGGAGACACUGGGGCCACUUCCCGCCUUUCUACGACUCUGGGUUGAGUGCUUAUUCAUCAGACCUUCGGUGGCUUCCUACGUGUCCCUGGCUUUUGGCCGCUACGUGGUGGAGCCCUUCUUUGAACCAUGUGCUGCUCCCACAGCGCUCAUCAAACUGGUCAGCAUCCUGGGAUUGACGUUCGUCGUGGCAGUCAACUGCUGGAGUGUCACCAUGGCCUCCCGCACUCAGAUCACCUUGACCUUCGUGAAGAUGUUCGCUCUGGUCCUCAUCAUCAUCCCUGGAGUCAUGGCACUGGCCAAAGGAAAAACAGAGAAUUUCCAGAAUGGUUUAGAGGUUGAAUCAUUGACAUUGGAUAGGCUGCCACUGGCCUUCUAUAACGGCCUUUAUGCCUACGGUGGAUGGUUUUAUCUGAACUUCAUCACAGAAGAGGUCAUAAACCCAAAUCGAAACAUCCCGCUGGCAAUAAUCUGCUCCAUGGUGACAGUGACAGUCUGUUAUGUGCUCGUUAAUGUGGCCUACUUCACCAUGAUGACUCCCGCUGAGCUGCUGCUGUCCGAUGCUGUGGCUGUGACGUUUGCAAACCGUGCUCUCCAGGGAAUGGCUUCUGUGAUUCCCUUCCUCGUGGCCCUAUCCUGCCUUGGAGCGCUUAACGGUGGCACCUUUGGGUCUCCCAGGAUGCUGUUCGUGGGAGCCAGGGAGGGACACUGGCCUCCAAUCUUCUCCAUGAUUCACAUCCGCAGACGAACACCUUUACCUGCUGUGCUAUUCCUGUACCCCUUGAUGGUGGCGAUGUUACUCACUGGAGAGAUCUACCAGCUCAUCAACUUUGCCUCCUUUUCUCGCUGGUUCUUCAUCGCCCUGGCAACCUUAGGGCUGCUCAUCCAUCGGUAUCGCUUCCCUGACCACCCACGACCUUUUAAGGUGCCCCUGGCCAUCGCGGUUAUCUUCACGGUGGUUUGCUUCUUCAUCGUGGGUCUGUCUCUGUACUCGGACCCCUGGAACACAGGGCAAAGCUUUGCUCUCACACUGACCGGGGUCCCGGUUUACUAUGUGACCAUCUACCGCUAUCGCUUACCGCCUAGGUUGAGACGCAUCUUUGACUACUUCUGCAAGCAGCUGCAGAUCCUUCUAGAAGUGACUCAACAGGAAGUCCAGACAUACUGA
Anoplopoma fimbria (sablefish) is the source of this 1458-nucleotide messenger RNA. RefSeq names its product cystine/glutamate transporter. Gene Ontology annotation, molecular function: L-amino acid transmembrane transporter activity. The record is from RefSeq and is a predicted model, not a curated record. The transcript is spliced from 12 exons. Lineage: Eukaryota; Metazoa; Chordata; Actinopteri; Perciformes; Anoplopomatidae. Gene Ontology annotation, cellular component: membrane. Gene Ontology annotation, biological process: amino acid transmembrane transport. The coding region runs from base 1 to 1458 and encodes 485 amino acids.